AUGGAUGGUUGUACAAAACAAGCCAGUUCUGCGAUUCUAGCCGGAUUAGGUUUAGCAGUUAUAGGAUUUGCAGGAAAACAUUUAAUGCGCAGAGUUCCAAACUUAUCUGAGAAAGUUAGUGAAACUUUAAGAACUUUACCAAAAUUAGAUGCUGAAAGCUUAGCAAAUUCAAAAUAUUAUAAAGGUGGUUUCGAUCCAAAAAUGAAUAAAAGGGAAGCAGCUCUUAUAUUAGGUGUCAGUCCAUCUGCAUCUAAAGCAAAAAUAAAGGAUGCUCACAAAAGAAUUAUGCUGUUAAAUCAUCCUGAUCGUGGAGGUUCACCAUAUAUAGCAGCUAAAAUUAAUGAAGCAAAAGAUUUCUUGGAUAGUGGAAAAUGAAGAAAGAUAAAAAAUGAAAUGAAUUAGUAUUAAAUAAAAUAUUUUAGUGCAUAUUUUUCA
This is a messenger RNA of Condylostylus longicornis, 435 nucleotides long. Its product is annotated as mitochondrial import inner membrane translocase subunit TIM14. Gene Ontology annotation, cellular component: PAM complex, Tim23 associated import motor. Bases 1 to 375 code for a protein of 124 amino acids. The transcript has 3 exons. The record is from RefSeq and is a predicted model, not a curated record. Gene Ontology annotation, molecular function: ATPase activator activity. Gene Ontology annotation, biological process: protein import into mitochondrial matrix. NCBI's taxonomy places the organism in Eukaryota, Metazoa, Arthropoda, Insecta, Diptera, Dolichopodidae.